Molecule: messenger RNA, 526 nt
Organism: Paramuricea clavata
Lineage: Eukaryota; Metazoa; Cnidaria; Anthozoa; Malacalcyonacea; Plexauridae
Source: the annotation of a GenBank genome assembly
UUGUGAUCUUGGUGUAGCUGGAACAAAAAUUACUGAUUCGUUUCCUCCUUUUGCAUACCAAUUUUUCUUUUUUCUUAUUUUCUUUCUCCUACGAAAAGAAGCUGAUGAAAGUGGGGAACGACUAUUGUAUAGACCAAAGGGAUGGAAUAAAGAGGAGAGAACGAAGGAGAAAAUAAGGAAAAAGAAAAAUUGGUAUGCAAAAGGAAGAAACGAAUCAGUAAUUUUUGUUCCAGCUACACCAAGAUCACAACUACAAAGAGAAUAUCAACAGGAGAUCAGAAACCUAGGUUUCAACAUCAAUGUAGUUGAGAAGGCAGGCAACACAUUGAAGAAGAUGUUACAGCGACCAGAUCCGUUCAAGCCAGAGAACCGUGGCAAGAAUGACUGUCUAGUGUGUACAACGGGGGAAAAAGGACCUUGUGGUGGACAUGGAGUGACUUAUGAUAUACGAUGCAAUACUUGUAAUGAUGUUUAUCUGGGCGAAACGUCCAGAAGUGCGUACAUGUCAAGAUGUAUGAAAAGUUAA